Rhagoletis pomonella (apple maggot) is the source of this 817-nucleotide messenger RNA. RefSeq names its product nucleoside-triphosphatase THEP1. The record is from RefSeq and is a predicted model, not a curated record. NCBI's taxonomy places the organism in Eukaryota, Metazoa, Arthropoda, Insecta, Diptera, Tephritidae. The coding region runs from base 140 to 694 and encodes 184 amino acids. The transcript is spliced from 3 exons. Gene Ontology annotation, molecular function: ATP hydrolysis activity.
UUUCCGAGUUAAGGAACGCUUUUUGGACUAAAUCUGACUACUUCGGACUUUUUCUGACUAUUUCUGGGAGAUAAGGAACGCUCCUAAUAAAUAAACGAAAUACAAAUCAGCUGUUCGUAAGUUCGUAGUGGAGGAAAAUAUGUUUAAUACAAUUUUAAUAUCGGGUCCCCCAGGUGUUGGCAAAACUACGUUGGUUCGAAAUAUAUGCAAGGAGCUAGCAGUGUCUUACAAUUGUUUUGGUUUUAUUACUGAGGAAGUACGUUGUGACCAGACCUCUGCUCGCAUCGGAUUCGAUGUUGUAACGUUUCUUGGCAAACGCUCUAUCCUAGCGAGAGAGCGGUCUGUAAAUACAGACCAAAUGCCAAAAGUAGGAAAAUACUCGGUUUACAUUAAUGAAUUUGAAGACUUAGUACUUCCGUUACUUGAUUACCCUAAUUCGAAACAGGAUCUAUUAGUUAUAGACGAAAUUGGAAAAAUGGAACUAAAGAGUGAAAGAUUUGAGAGAGCUUUAAUUAAGUUAAUUGGUAAAGUUCCAAUUUUGGCGACAAUACCAUGUCAAUCGAACGAACAUCUUAAACUUGUUGAAUGUCUAAAAAAUUCUUCCACAUCCCGUACAUUCGUAAUAAACAAAAGCAAUCGUUCUGUUAUUCAGCAUGAUAUUGUAAAACAUAUUAAACAAAUGUUAAGAAAUUAGACAAAAAAGCCGAACAUUUAACUUAAACUCGGUGUACAAUUUAGAAUAACGUAGUAUUGUACAUAUGUACAUUAGGGUGGUCCAAAAACAGUAAAGUCGGAAUUGCAAUGCUCUCACCCCCUA